Molecule: messenger RNA, 402 nt
Organism: Prorocentrum cordatum
Lineage: Eukaryota; Dinophyceae; Prorocentrales; Prorocentraceae
Source: the annotation of a GenBank genome assembly
AUGAUGUCGCUGUCAGCUGGCAACGAUACGUUCGCCCAGGUGAUUGCAGUUGACAAGCACUUCGAGAUCUUCAACCGAGCUUGGUGCAUGGCCGAGAUUGCUGCCGCCCACUCAGCAGGCAUGUCUCAGUCUCUACAGCUGCCGUCCCUGGCCCACCUGGAGAAGCAGGGCGGACUCGUCGACCUGAAAAUCAGCAGCGCGCAGGCCAGCAUGCCAGAGGACAAGGAGGCGAUCUUGGGCCGCAUCCCAGACCACGACGCAUUCGACCGCAGUCUUCGAGAGCUGGUGUUCGGGCAGCUGCUCCCGUCUUGGUCGAGACUCGACUCGUGCGACCAGAUGCUGCAGGCGGGGCGAAUCGCUCGCUGGCAGAGCGUCGUGCAAAAGCAUUCCGCUGUGGCCUAG